Messenger RNA from Cynoglossus semilaevis (tongue sole), 19513 nucleotides. It is a transcript of the gene neb, whose product is annotated as nebulin. Lineage: Eukaryota; Metazoa; Chordata; Actinopteri; Pleuronectiformes; Cynoglossidae. The transcript is spliced from 138 exons. The record is from RefSeq and is a predicted model, not a curated record. Gene Ontology annotation, molecular function: actin filament binding. Bases 461 to 18826 code for a protein of 6121 amino acids. Gene Ontology annotation, cellular component: Z disc. Gene Ontology annotation, biological process: cardiac muscle thin filament assembly.
UGGCAACACUAGGCUUUCUGGCAGGCCCGCCAUUACGAUGGCGAAUUUGGGUGAUUUGUUUGGAUAGUCGAAUAACACACUCUAGCUAAUAACGUCGAUAGUCUUUUCUGCGUCUACUGCUUCUUUAAAGCGGACAUUACCAGCCUGAAGCGAAGUAAAACAUAUAAAUAAAUAUAAAUAUAAAUAAAUACGACAUGACAGACUCAGCAUUAGCAUGGAAAGAGUUAGAAAAGGACUUGUUGCAACGGACGGAUAAUCUGUAUAACAAAGCAAUUGAACUCAACUUGAGGAAAGAGGUAAUGAUGGAUUUUGUGUACAAAUAAUCUCAAGUUUUGGACUGGGGUAAAUCUUAAAGUUGGACUAACAGUGUGUGACCCCAGUGGAUGGCAAGUCAGGUCUCCUUACUGUCAGCAAAUACUGCAGGAAUCUUUUGCUGAAACCCCCUUAACACCGUCUGAAAAUGACGGAAUAUGUGGAGUAUGAGGAAUAUGUGGAGUAUGAGGAAGAGGAAGAAGAGGGAGAGGAAGUGGAGUAUAUUGAGGAGAUAACAACCACGGGGACUGUCACUACUGAGCAAUCCACUCAGUUCCACCAGUCUGGCGUCCCUAUCAGGAAGGUCAGAAAGAGGGGCAAAGUGGACACUUCCAAGUUCAUGACCCCUUACCUGGCCCACAGCCAGAAGAUGCUGGAGCAGUUCAGCCACAACAAGUACCGUCAGGCCUACGACUUGUCCAGAGGAACUCCUCCCUGUGUGGAGACUGAAACUCCUGAAAUGAUUCGUAUCAGGAAGGCCCAGGAGCAGCUGAGUGAGGUUAAAUAUCGUAUGGAGGGAAACAGGGCUCGGACCACUAGUAUGUACGAUGGCGAGGCCAAGGAGAUCGCUCAUGUCAAGCGUGUUUCUGAACUGAUCAGCAAGGUUCUGUACAGACAGAAGUGGGAUGAGACUAAGGACCGGUACCUGCUGCCCCCUGAUGCUCCUGAGCUGGUUCUGGCUGUGAAAAACGCUGCCAACUACAGCAACAAACUGUACAAGGAGGCCUGGGAGGAAGAGAAGACCAUGUUCUGCCCAUACAGCGACAGUCCAGAGCUGCGCAGAGUGGCCAAGGCUCAGGAAGUCCUCAGUGAUAUUCAGUACAAGAAGGGUCACCACGAGCGCAAGGCCAAGUACACCUCUCUGGCUGAUCCUCCUGAAAUGGUGAUAGCCAAGAUAGCGGACCAGCAGCGCAGUGAUCUGAAAUACAAAGAGGAUUACAAUAAAAAUGUGAAGGGUCAGUGGUGCGAGACUCCCUACUUUGAUGUGGCCACUGCCAGGGUGGCGAUGGAAAACCUCAGCCACAGAAAGUACACGCAGGACUUUGAGGACACAAAAGACCAAAUUUAUUUCAUGCAGACCGAGACUCCUGUUUACGACACAAACAAGAAGGCUCGUAUAGCUGCCAGUGAGGUCCAAUAUAAGAAGGAUUAUGAGAAAACAAAAGCGAAGUCUGACUAUAACACGCUCCCAGCCACUGAGAAUCCUCUUCUCAGGCAGCUUCGAUAUGCUGGCACCAUUCUCAGUGAUAAAGUAUACAAGGACAACUACGAGAAAUCCAGAGGUUUUAGUAUCAACUAUUGCGACACGCCCAAGUUCCAGAUGGACUCCGUACUGAAACGGUUCUCCGAUACACAUUACAAGGAUAAGUAUGAAAACGAGGUGAAGGGUCACUACAUUGGCAGCUAUGAAGAUCUUUAUAUGCUUCACUGUCAGAAGGUUGAGGAAAUGAAGAAGGAUCAAUUGUACAAAGCAGACUAUGAAGAUAUGAAAACCAGAUGCUUCUUCCCUCAAACUGUUACGCCCGAAUAUGAAGCUUCAAAGAAGCUUGACGACUGUAAAGAUAAAGUAUACCGGAAACAUCCAGACAAAGUGAAAUUUACGCAAGUGACAGACUCACCGGUUAUGGUUCAAGCUGCCAUCAACGCCCAGCAGCUGAGUGACUUAAAUUACAAAGCACACUACGAGGAGAUGAAGGUCAAGUACAGUUUGCCUCCAGACUUCCCCUUCUUCGUUCAAUCCAGAGCAAACGCUUUCAACCUCAGUGACAACUGUUACAAGUACGACUGGGAGAAAAACAAGGCCAAAAAGUUCGAGGUGAAGGGCGACGCCAUCUCGAUCCUCGCCGCUCGCGCUCACACCAACAUCGCCAGUGACGUUAAGUAUAAGAAGGAGUUUGAAAAGAACAAGGGCAAGAUGGUGGGAGCCCUCAGUAUCAACGACGACCCCAAGAUCCUGCACUCUGUUCACGUGGCCAAAAUCCAGAGUGAUCGUGAAUAUAAAAAGCACUACGAGAAGCAGAAGACCAAGUACCACACACCACUGGACAUGAUGUCGGUCACCUUGGCUAAGAAGUCCCAGGGAAUUGCCAGCAUGACUGGAUACAGGAAGAUCAGUCCCAACUACUUCCUGCCCUACGACAGCGUCCUAUUGGACCUGGCCAAAAAAGCCAACGUCAUCCAGAGCAACAAUGAGUACAAGGCCGACUACAACGCCUACACCAAAGGAACUCCUUGGAUCCCCUAUGGCUCCAUGGAUGUGGAGAAGGCCAAGAAGGCAGGCGAGAUCCUCAGUGAGAGAAAAUACAGACAGCACCCAGACACCGUCCCCUUCACAGCGAUUUAUGACCAUCCCGUCAUGAUGCAGGCUAAAGUCAACCAGCUUCAGAGAAGCGAUCGCUUCUACAAGAGUGGUCUUGAGGAGAUUCAUCAGAAGUACUCUUUGCCUCCUGACAUCCCAGAGUUACAGCAGGCCAAGUGCAACGCCUACAACAUCAGCAAGAACUAUUACAAAAUGGCCUGGGAAGACCUUAUCGCUAAAGGUUAUGACCUGAAGCCCGAUGCUAUCUCUGUUAUCGCUGCUAAGGCUGCUAGACAUGCAGCCAGUGAUGUCCAGUACAAGAAAGCAUACAAUAAAGCCAGAGGUCACCACGUGGGCUUCCGUAGCCUCCAGGACGACCCUCUUCUGGUCCAUUACAUGCAAGUGGCCAAGAUGCAGAGUGAAAAGAACUACAAGAAGGACUACCACAAGGCCAAGCUGAAGUACCACUCACCUGUAGACAUGAUAAGUUUGGCUCAUGCCAAACAUGCCUCAAAGGUUCAGACCAAUGCUGGCUAUAAACAGCAUCACCAUAACUAUUGUCUUCUACCUGGUGCCAUGAACCUGGAGCUGGCUCGCAACAUGAACUUCAUCGCCAGCGAUGUGAACUACAAACAGGAAUACGAGUCCUACGUGAAGGGAGUCGGCUGGGUUCCCAUUGGUUCCCUGGACGUGGAAAAGGCCAAAGCAGCUUCCGCAGCUCUGGAUGAGAGGAAGUACCGUCAGCAUCCUGACACUCUCAAAUUCACCAGUCCUGUGGACUCCAUGAGCAUGGAGCUGGCCAAGACCAAUUCCAGAAAUCUGAAUAUGAAAGACUACAGGGCCAGUGGAGAGAAGUUCAUGCACACGUACCAUCUGCCCGCUGAUACACCUGAACUGCUGCAGGCCAGAUACAAUGCUUGCAACAUCAGCCAGAACUUCUACAAGUAUGAACACCGUCAAGAUCUGCUUAAAGGACAUCACGUGAAGGAAGAUGCUAUUUCUGUUGUCGCCGCUAGAAGCUCAAGAGACAUUGCCAGCAAUUACAAGUACAAACUGGCCUACGAAAAGGCCAGAGGUCACCACGUGGGCUUCCGUAGCCUCCAGGACGACCCUCUUCUGGUCCAUUACAUGCAAGUGGCCAAGAUGCAGAGUGAAAAGAACUACAAGAAGGACUACCACAAGUCCAAGCUGAAGUACCACACCCCAGUGGACAUGUUGAGUGUGGUCCAUGCCAAACAGGCCUCAAAGGUUCAAACCAUGACUGGAUACAAGCAGAUCCCUCACAGCUUCCUGCUGCUGCCUGACAACUUGCACCUGCAGAGGUGUCGCAACAUGAACCUGCAGAGCAGUGACUGGGAUUACAAGUCUGAGUACAACAACUACAUCAAAGGUAUUGGAUGGGUUCCCAUUGGCUCACUGGGAGUGGAGACAGCCAAAAUUGGAGGUCAGAUUCUGAGUGACCACAGGUACCGCACACAUCCAUCAAACCACAAGUUCAGCAAACUGAUGGACUCCAUGGACCUGACUCUGGCUAGUGCUAAUAACCAGAUCAUGAACAAGAAAGCCUACACUGCAGCUUGGGACACAGACAAAACCAAAGUCCACAUCAUGCCUGACUCUCCUGAGAUAGUUCUGGCCAAGGCCAACGCCCUCAAUAUGAGCAACAAACUGUACAAAGCUGGUGUGGUGCAGAUGGCUAAUAAAGGUCACCACCUGAAAGAAGAUGCCAUCCCCGUCUUAGCUGCCAGAUCUGCAACUAAUAUCGCCAGCAACUACAAGUACAAACUGGCCUUUGAAAAGGCCAGAGGUCACCACGUGGGCUUCCGUAGCCUCCAGGACGACCCUCUUCUGGUGCACUACAUGGAGGUGGCCAAGAUGCAGAGUGAAAAGAACUACAAGAAGGACUACCACAAGACCAAGCUGAAGUACCACACCCCAGUAGACAUGUUGAGUGUGGUCCACGCCAAACAGGCCUCAAAGGUUCAAACCAUGACUGGAUACAAGCAGAUCCCUCACAGCUUCCUGCUGCUGCCUGACAACUUGCACCUGCAGAGGUGUCGCAACAUGAACCUGCAGAGCAGUGACUGGGAUUACAAGUCUGAGUACAACAACUACAUCAAAGGUAUUGGAUGGGUUCCCAUUGGCUCACUGGGAGUGGAGACAGCCAAAAUUGGAGGUCAGAUUCUGAGUGACCACAGGUACCGCACACAUCCAUCAAACCACAAGUUCAGCAAACUGAUGGACUCCAUGGACCUGACUCUGGCUAGUGCUAAUAACCAGAUCAUGAACAAGAAAGCCUACACUGCAGCUUGGGACACAGACAAAACCAAAGUCCACAUCAUGCCUGACUCUCCUGAGAUAGUUCUGGCCAAGGCCAACGCCCUCAAUAUGAGCAACAAACUCUACAAAGCUGGUGUGGUUGCGAUGGCCAAUAAGGGCCACAACCUCAAAGCGGACGCUAUCUCAAUUCUUGCUGCCAAGACUGGAACAACCAUUGCCAGUAAUUAUAAGUACAAACUGGCCUACGAAAAGGCCAGAGGUCACCACGUGGGCUUCCGUAGCCUCCAGGACGACCCUCUUCUGGUGCACUACAUGGAGGUGGCCAAGAUGCAGAGUGAAAAGAACUACAAGAAGGACUACCACAAGUCCAAGCUGAAGUACCACACCCCUGUGGACAUGUGGAGUGUGGUCCACGCCAAAGAGUCCUCAAAGGUUCAGACCAUGACUGGAUACAAGCAGGUUAUAUCCCACUACACCGUGCUGCCUGAUGCCAUGAACUUUCAACUGGCUCGCAACAUGCAGUUCAUCGCCAGUGACAACAUGUACAAGAGUGAAUAUGAAAGCUACAUGAAAGGUAUUGGAUGGGUCCCCAUCGGGUCGCUGGACGUUGAGAAAGCAAAACUAGCCGACAGGAUCUUCAGUGAGAAACGCUACCGCCAACACCCGAGCAACCUCAAGUUCACCAAGGACAUGCAGUCUAUGGAUCUGACCCUGGCCACUGCAAACAACCAGAUCAUGGAUAAGAAAUCCUACACCAAAGCCUGGGACACAGACAAGACUUCCGUCCAUGUCAUGCCCGAUGCCAUCAACAUUGUACUGGCCAAGGAGAAUAAGAAGAACUACAGUGAGAAACUCUACAAACUGGACAAUGAACUGGCCAAGAAAAAGGGCCACCACCUUCGUGCUGAUGCUAUUUCAGUCCAGGCUGCCAAGGCCUCCACCACUAUUGCUAGCGAUUACAAAUACAAGACAGGAUACCGUAAACAGGUUGGUCACCACAUUGGUGCUCGCAGCGUCCAGGACGAUCCUCUGCUCAUGCUGGCCCUGAACUCAGCCAAGAUCGCCAGUGACGCUCUGUACAAGAAGGACUUCAACAAGUCCAAGACCAGGUUCCACCUCCCUGUUGACAUGCUGAUUCUAGAACUGGCCAAGAAAUGUCAGAUCCAGGUCAAUCAUGCCAAUUACAUCACUCGUCUGCACAACUGGACCUGCCUGCCAGACUCUAAUGACGUGGUCCUGGCCAGACGUGCUUAUGACCUGCAGAGUGAUGCUGUGUACAAGGAAGACCAGAAGUUGAUGCAGGGCAUCGGCUGGGUUCCCAUCGGUUCGCUUGAUGUGGAGAAGGCCAAAAAGGCUGCAGAGAUUCUGAGUGAGGCAAAGUACCGCCAGCAUCCGAGCAACUACAAAUUCAAACUCACCACAGAAGACAUGCCCAUGGCUCUGGCCAAGGCCAAUGCAAACAACAUGAACAAGCAAUCAUACACUAAAGCCUGGGACAAGGACAAGACCACCAUCCACAUCAUGCCUGAUGCCAUGGAUGUUGUUCUGGCCAAGGCCAACAAAGCCAACUACAGCUUGAAACUGUACAAACAGGCCAACGAAGAUGCCAAGAAGAAAGGUUACGACAUGCGCCAGGAUGCUAUUUCCAUUAAGGCCGCCAAAGCCUCCAGAGACAUUGCCAGUGACUACAAGUACAAGACAGGAUACCGUAAGCAGGUUGGUCACCACAUUGGUGCUCGCAGUGUCCAAGACGAUCCUCUGAUGGUGCUGGCUGUGAACUCAGCCAAGAUCGCCAGUGAUGCUCUGUACAAGAAGGACUUCAACAAGUCCAAGACCAAGUUCCACCUCCCUGUUGACAUGCUGAACCUUGAACUGGCCAAGAAAUGUCAGAUCCAGGUCAACGACUUCAACUACAGAACUCCCCUGCCCCAGUGGCCCUGCCUGCCGGACUCCAACGAUGUGGUCCAGGCCAGACUGGCCUAUGACCUGCAGAGUGAUGCGGUCUAUAAAUCUGACCUGAAGUGGCUCCAGGGCAUCGGCUGGGUUCCCAUUGGUUCGCUGGAUGUGGAGAAAGCCAAGAAGGCUGCAGAUGUCCUGAGUGAAAGGAAGUACCGUCAGCAUCCGAGCAACUAUAAGUUCAAACUUACCACAGAAGACAUGCCCAUGGCUCUGGCCAAGGCCAAUGCUAAUAUCAUGAACAAGAAAUCAUACACUGAAGCCUGGGACAAUGUGAAGACCAACAUCCAUGUCAUGCCUGAUGCAAUGGAUGUUCUUCUGGCCAAAGCAAACAAUGUCAACUACAGUUAUAAAAAGUACAAACAGGCAAAUGAAGAUUCCAAGAAGAAAGGCUACGACAUGCGCGAGGAUGCUAUUUCCAUUAAGGCCGCCAAAGCCUCCAGAGACAUUGCCAGUGAUUACAAGUACAAAACAGGAUACCGUAAGCAGGUUGGUCACCACAUUGGUGCUCGCAGUGUCCAGGACGAUCCUCUGAUGGUGCUGGCUGUGAACUCAGCCAAGAUUGCCAGUGAUGCUCUGUACAAGAAGGACUUCAACAAGUCCAAGACCAAGUUCCAUCUUCCUGUGGACAUGCUGAACCUCGAACUGGCCAAGAAAUGUCAGAUCCAGGUCAACGACUUCAACUACAGAACUCACCUGCACCAGUGGACCUGCCUGCCGGACUCCAACGAUGUGGUCCAGGCCAGACUGGCUUAUGACCUGCAGAGUGAUGCCGUGUACAAGGCUGACAUGAAGUGGCUCCAGGGCACCGGCUGGGUUCCCAUUGGUUCGCUGGAUGUGGAGAAAGCCAAGAAGGCUGCAGAUGUCCUGAGUGAAAGGAAGUACCGUCAGCAUCCGAGCAACUACAAGUUCAAACUUACCACAGAAGACAUGCCCAUGGCUCUGGCCAAGGCCAAUGCUCAUACCAUAAACAAGAAACUGUACACUGAAGCCUGGGACAGUGCGAAAACCAAGAUCCAUCUCAUGCCUGACGCCAUGGAUGUUGUUCUGGCCAAGGCCAACAAUGUCAACUACAGUUAUAAAAGGUACAAGCAGGCCCAUGAAGAUUCCAAGAAGAAGGGCUACGACAUGCGUCAAGAUGCUAUUUCCAUCCUUGCUGCCAAGGCUUCCAGGGACAUCGCUAGUGAUUACAAGUACAAGACAGGAUACCGGAAGCAGGUCGGUCACCACAUUGGUGCUCGCAGUGUCCAGGACGAUACUCUGAUGGUGCUGGCUGUGAACUCAGCCAAGAUCGCCAGUGACGUUCUGUACAAGAAGGAUUUCAACAAGUCCAAGACCAGGUUCCAUCUUCCUGUGGACAUGCUGAACCUUGAACUGGCCAAGAAAUGUCAGAUCCAGGUCAACGACUUCAACUACAGAACACACCUGCACAACUGGACCUGCCUGCCAGACUCCAACGAUGUGGUCCAGGCCAGACUGGCUUAUGACCUGCAGAGUGAUGCUGUGUACAAGGCUGACAUGAAGUGGCUCCAGGGCAUCGGCUGGGUUCCCAUUGGUUCGCUGGAUGUGGAGAAAGCCAAGAAGGCUGCAGAUGUCCUGAGUGAGAGAAAAUACCGUCAGCAUCCAAGCAGUGUUCCCUUCACCAGCCUGAAUGAUGCCAUGAACCUUGUACUGGCAAAGAAUAAUGCCCAGACCAUGAACAAGCGUCUCUACACUGAGGCCUGGGAGAGAGAGAAGACCAAGAUUCACAUCAUGCCUGAUACUCCUGAGAUUAUACUCUCUCUUCAGAACUCCAUCAAUGUCAGCCAGAAACUGUAUAAACAAGGUUUUGAGGCUGACAUUAGAAAGGGUUACUGGCUUCCUCCAGAUUCAGUGUCCGUCAAGGCUGCCAAGGCCUCCAGGGACAUCGUCAGUGACUACAAGUACAAGCAGGGAUACCGCAAACAAGUCGGUCACCACAUCGGCGCACGCUGCGUCCAGGACGACCCUCUCAUCAUGUUGGCCUUGAACUCAGCCAAGAUCGCCAGUGAAGUUCUGUACAAGAAGGACUUCAACCAGUCCAAGACCAAGUUCCAUCUUCCUGUGGACAUGCUGAACCUAGAACUGGCCAAGAAAUGUCAGAUCCAGGUCAACGACUUCAACUACAGAACUCACCUGCACCAGUGGACCUGCCUGCCGGACUCCAACGAUGUGGUCCAGGCCAGGAAAGCCUACAACCUUCAGAGUGAUGCUGUAUACAAAGCUGACAUGGAUGAGGUCGUAGGCGUGGGAUGGGUGCCCAUUGGGUCACUGGACGUACUGAAGGCUAAGAAUGCUGCAAAUAUCCUCAGUGAACGUCUCUACAGGGAUAAGCUGGGCAAGCACAAGUAUAAGACUGACAUGAGCUCGAUGCCCAUGGUGCUGGCCAAAACGAAUGCUGAUAUCAUCAACAAGAGAAACUACAUCGCUGCUUGGGAGAGUGACAAGCUCAAGAUUCAUGUACCUCCUGACACACCAGAGAUCCUGCUUUCCAGAGCUAAUGCAUACAACAUCAGCAAGAAAGUGUACAGGGAAGCUGUGGAGGAGAUCUUCAGAAAGGGCCACGACUACAGACAUGACGCUGUUUCUGUUAUUGCUGCCAAACAUGCAAGAGACAUAAUCAGUGACUAUAAAUACAAGACCGGCUACCGUAAGCAGGUUGGUCACCACAUCGGUGCUCGCUGUGUAGAAGAGGAUCCUCUCAUCAUGUUGGCCAUGAACUCAGUCAAGAUUGCCAGUGAUGUUCUGUACAAGAAGGACUUCAACAAGUCUAAGACCAAGUUCCACCUCCCUGUGGACAUGUUGAAUCUGGAACUGGCCAAGAAAUGUCAGAUUCAAGUCAACGACUUCAACUACAGAACUCACCUGCACAACUGGACCUGCCUGCCAGACUCCAAUGACGUGGUCCAGGCCAGAAAGGCAUAUAACCUGCAGAGUGAUGCUGUGUACAAGGCUGACAUGGAAUGGAUCAAGGGCUGUGGCUGGGUACCGAUCGGUUCAGUGGAUGUGGAGAAGGCCAAGAAAGCUGCUGAGAUCCUUAGUGAAAGGGGCUACCGUCAGCAUCCCAGUCUCUUCAAGUUCACUGCUCAGACCACUGACAUGCCAUAUGCUCUUGCUCAGGCCAAUGCCCAAGUCAUGAACAAGAGAGCUUACAUUGCUGCCUGGGAGAGUGAUAAGACCAACCUUCACAUCAUGCCUGACACGCCUGAGAUCAUGUUAUCCAAACAGAAUAAACUCAAUUACAGUCUGAAAGCUUAUCGUGAAGGUUUUGUGAACGCCAUCAACAAAGGCUACUUCCUUCCCAAAGAUGCAGUUUCUGUUGUAGCAGCCAAAGCCUCCAGAGACAUCGUCAGUGACUACAAGUACAAGGCCGGAUUCCGCAAGCAGUGUGGUCACCACAUCGGCGCCCUCAGUGUUAAGGAUGAUCCACAGAUCAUGCUGGCAGCUCACUUUGCCAAGAUCUUCAGCGACAACAUCUACAAGAAGGACUUCCAUAAGACUAAGACCAAAUACAACCUGCCAGGGGACAUGGUGGCACUAGCAAUGGCCAAGAAAUGCCAGCAGCAGGUCAACGACUUCAACUACAGAACCUACCUUCACCAGUGGACCUGCCUGCCGGACUCCACCGAUGUGGUCCAGGCCAGAAAGGUCUAUGCAUUACAGAGUGAUGCUGUUUACAAAGCAGACCUGGAAUGGCUGAAGGGCUGCGGCUGGUCACCUCAGGACUGCAUUGAUGUCCUCAAAGUGAGGAAUGCCCAGAACAUCCUCAACGAACGACUUUACCGCCAGCCCCCAAGCACUGUCAAGUUCACCAGUGUGGUGGAUCUGCCAGCCAUUGUCCUGUCCAAGCAGAACUCUGACAUUCUCAGUGAUAGGAAAUACAGGGAAGUCUGGGAUAAAGACAAGCUCAUUAUUCACCUGCCUAACGACACACCAACCUUUGAACUGUCCAAGGCUAAUUCCAUCAAUAUUAGCAAUAAACUGUACACAAAGGCUUGGGAUGAGCAGAAGGCCAGGGCUUACCAUGUAAAGCAGGAUGCUGUGUCUGUGCUGAAGGCCAAAGCUUCCAGAGAUAUCAUCAGUGAUUACAAGUACAAAGCAGGGUACCGCAGGCAGCAGGGCCACCACAUCGGUGCACGCUGCGUCCAGGACGACCCUCUCAUCAUGUUGGCCCUGAACUCAGCCAAGAUCGCCAGUGACGCUCUGUACAAGAAGGACUUCAACAAGUCCAAGACCAAGUUCAACUUGCCUGUGGACAUGCUGAACCUUGAACUGGCCAAGAAAUGUCAGAUCCAGGUCAAUGACUUCAACUACAGGACUCGUCUGCACCAGUGGACCUGCCUGCCGGACUCCAACGAUGUGGUCCAGGCCAGGAAAGCCUAUGAUCUCCAGAGUGAUGCUGUGUACAAAGCCGAUAUGGAGUGGAUACGUGGAUGUGGAUGGAUGCCACAUGAGUGUGUGGAUGUUAUGAAGGUGAAGCAUGCCCAGAAGAUCCUGGCCGAAAGAGGCUACCGUGUGAAGUUGGACAAACAGGAAUACACAGUCCCCACAGACAGAGUGGACUUGGUCUGCGCCAAGAACGCCGCUCAGGUCCUUAACGAGGCCAAAUAUCGUGAGGCCUGGAACCAGGACAAGACUAAGUACUCACUGGUGGACACUCCACUGAUGGCAACAGCCAGAGAGGUGGCCAAGAAUAUUCAUCCCCAUCUUUAUACUCAAGCAUGGGACAACGUCAAAGCCACAGGAUACUACAUGCCUGGAGACGCUGUUCCCAUCAAGAACUGCAUCUCUAUGUCUAAAGUGCAGAGUCAGCACAAGUACCUGGAGUCGUACCGCAAGCAGCAGGGUCAUCACAUCGGUGCCCGCUGUGUGGAAGAGGAUCCUCUCAUCAUGUUGGCCAUGAACUCAGUCAAGAUUGCCAGUGACGUUCUGUACAAGAAGGACUUCAACAAGUCCAAGACCAAGUACCACCUGCCCGCAGACAUGCUGACCCUGGAACUGGCCAAGAAAUGUCAGAACCAAGUCAACGACUUCAACUACAGAACUCGUCUGCACCAAUGGACCUGCCUGCCAGACUCCAACGAUGUGGUCCAGGCCAGAAAGAUCUACGAUCUUCAGAGUGAUAAUGUGUACAAAGCUGACCUGGAAUGGAUCCGUGGCUGUGGCUGGGUGGCCGCUGACUCAGUUGAACAUAACAAAGUCAAGAAGGCCCAGGAGAUUCUCAACGACAGACUGUACAAGCAAGGUGCCAAAGAUGCCCACAGUAAUUUCACCCUCAUUGUGGACAGACCUGAGAUUAUUCUGGCAAAGAUCAAUGCUGCCAACCUCAGCGACUUGAAGUACAAGGAAACCUUCAACGCAGAGAAGGGACAUUACAUCGGUUCGGAGGACACUCCUCAGCUGGCUCACAGCAGGGAAGCAGCAAAGAUCCUCAGCCUGAAACUCUACAAGGACACCUGGGACAAGUCAAAGGCCACAGGCUACAGUCUGGACCACGAGUACAUCCCACUCCUCAGUAGCAAGAAGGGCAGGGAUAUCGCCAGCGACGUCAAGUACAAGGACACUCAUGAGAAGGCCAAAGGUCACUACAUGGCUGAAACCCUGGUUGACUUCCCUGAGGUUGUUCGCUGUGGACAACAGGAGAAGAACAAGGGACUGAGGCUCUACCACAAGGAUUACCACGGCAACAAGACCAAGAUCCACAUCCCAUCUGAUGUCAUUGCCAACCAAGUGGCCAAGAGGUGUCAGGACAUGUUGAGCGACGUCCUCUACCGCACCUACCUGCACCAGUGGACAUGUCCUCCUGAGCAGCAGGAGGCAAUCCGUGCCCGCAAGAACAAUGAGAUCCUCAGUGAUGUGUUCUACAAGGAGGACAUGAACUGGAUUAAGGGAAUUGGUUGCUACGCGUGGGACACACCAGAGAUUAUUCGUGCCAAGAAGUCCUACGACAUGCAGAGUGAUCGCAAAUACAGAGAAGAGGCCAAGAAGGAGUUCAACAAUUACUCCAUUGUGACGGACACGCCAGUGUAUGUGACUGCUAUUCUGGGUAGCACCUGGGCCAGCGAGCUCAACUACAGGGAGGCUUACCACAAGGAGAAGCACCUGUACACCACGGUUCUGGACACCUACGACUACGCCAGAUGCCACAACUUUAAAGAAUUCUUCAGCAACAAAAAUUACACUUCUGCCUGGGACAAAAUCAAAGCCACUAGCUACCAGAUUCCACCUGACUCCAAUGCCCUGCAACACGCCAAACAGCAGAAAGUCAUCCUGAGCAGUGUGAAGUACAAGGAGGACUAUGAGAAGUACAAGACCCUCUACAGUUUGCCCAAGUCCCUGCAGGAUGAUCCUGCAACAGCUCGCUGCGUUAGAGUUGGAAAGCUGGUCUUGGACCGUCUGUACAAAGAGAACUACGAAAAGACCAAGGCCAAGAACCACAUCCCACCAGACAUGCUGGAGAUCUUAGCUGCCGGCAAGACCCAGUCCAUCGUCAGUGGCAUCCACUACAGGAAGUAUCUGCACCAGUGGCUGUGCGUCCCUGACAUUCCGGUGUAUGCGCACGCUCGUAAGGUCAACGAGCAGCUCAGUGAUGUCUUCUACAAAGACGAUCUGAACUGGCUGAGAGGAAUCGGCUGCUAUGCCUGGGACACGCCCGAGAUUCUCCGUGUGAAACAGGCUGGUGAAAUUCGUAGCGAGUCCAAGUACAGAGCCAAGGGUAUUCAAGACUUGCAGAACUUCACAGUGGUGACUGACACGCCAGUGUACGAGACGGCCAAGCAGAGCGCCGUUAAUCUGAGUGAUCUCAAUUACCGCUACGACUACCACGCCAACGUCAAGGGCACAAACACUUCUCCUGCAGUCACUGUUGAAUCACAGAGAGCUCGUCUGGCCAAUGAGAUCCAGAGUGAUAUUUUGUACAAGGAGGCCAAUAAGAACUUCAUGCCAACCGGCUUCUCCCUGCCUCACGACACUCCGCUCAUCAAGCAGGUUAAACUGAACAGUUUAAAUACCAGCGAUGUUAAAUACAAGGAAGCCUAUGAGAUGACCAAGGCUAAGGCCUACACUAUUCACCCAGAGGGAGUCAACUUUGUCGGAGCCAGGAAAGCUCACAAGAUCGUCAACGACCGUCUGUAUCGUGAGCUGUACCACAAGAACAAGGACAAGAUCCACACAACCUACGAAACCCCAGAUAUCAAACAAGUCAAGAACAACCAGAUGCACCUCAGCGACCUGUGGUACAAGGAGAAGUACAACAACAGCAAAGGUCAGCUGAUCUCCCUCCCCAUCACACCUCAGCUGAUCCACUGCUCACACGUCAACGAGAUCACCAGUGAGCUCAAAUAUAAAGAAGAUCUACAGUGGCUGAGAGGCGUCGGCUGCUUCCUGUACAACACGCCAGAGAUGGUCCGCCUCCGCAACAUCACCCAGUUCAACGAGAACUAUCCAAUUGAUGCCAAGAAGAAUCUGAGCAAAUUCUCCGUGGUCCUAGACACGCCAGAGUACAAACGUGUGACCGAGCUGAAGACCCAUAUGAGCUCUAUGAUCUACAAAGCCCAGAGCAAAGAGGAAAUGGGCAAGGUCAGCACUCCAGGGGACGCUGUUGAGUUUAAGAGAGCCAAGUGGGCCCAGAAGCUGACCAACAAGUACCUGUACACAGACCUGGCUGCUAAGGAGAGAGCUCACUUCACUCAGGAAAUCGAGACUCCUCACAUGCGCCAUGCCAGAAAGAUUAAAGUGGUCUACAGUGAUAACAAAUACAAAGAACAGUAUGAGAAGAUGAAGCACAGAUACACGGCCAUUGCCGACACCCCGCUGCUGAUCAGAGCCAAGAAAUCCUACCUCCAGUCCAGUGAUCUGCGCUACAAGGAGACCUUCCAGCUCUCCAGGGGUCACUACCGUACAGUCAAGGAUGCUCUGGACAUCGUCUACCACCGCAGAGUCACCGACGAUAUCAGCGAGGUUAAAUACAGGGAGAAGUACAUCAGCACCCUGGGAACAUGGAAGUCCAUCCCAGAUCGUCCUGAGUUCUUUUUCAACAGAAUUGUCAAUGACAAUGUCAGCAACAACAAGUACAAGGAGGACUUGGAAUGGCUGAAAGGAAUCGGCUGCUACGUGUGGGAUACACCAGAUCUUCAGCUAGCUGACAAGAACAAGUCACUGUACAGCCAGAGAGAAUACAAAGCGUCCUUUGAGAAGAACAGAGGAAACUUCAAAUACACCAGCGACACUCCAUUCUUCAACACGGCCAAGUUCGCCUCCACCCUCAUUAAUGAUAGGUCCUACAGAGCUAACUAUGAGAAGACUAAGGAUAAGUACACAGUAACCACUGAGGAUCCUAGGUAUCAGCUGGCCAGAGAGAACAGGAAGAUUCAGAGCCAGUGGAGGUACAGGGAGCAGUAUGAACGAGCCAAGGACAAGUUCACCUCCAUCCUGGAGACACCAGAGUACGAGGCUCACAGACGCAGCAAGAAGAUCGGUGAUAUCAUCUACAGGAUGGAGUACAACAAGACCAAGGCCAAGGGCUACACCCUGCCUUAUGACACUCCACACCAGCUGCACAUGAAGAAGGUCAAGGAGAUCACCAGCAACCUGAAGUACAAAGAGGUUUACGAGAAGAGCAAAGCUCAGAUCAACAUGGACCCAGAGGCUCAUUCGAUCCGUGCCGCCAAGGAGGCUUAUAGGAACAUCACCAACCUCGACUACAAGAAGAAGUACGAAGCCACUAAGGCCAAGUGGAACUGGACGACGGACAGACCAGAUUUUCUCAAUGCUGCUAAGAACUCCAUGCAGCAGAGUGAUGUUGAGUACAAGUAUGACAAGGAGAUGCUGAAGGGCUGUGUUAUCCCUGUGACCGACGACAAACUUAUGCUCCUUCGUUUGCAAAAUUCUGAGAUGGCCAGCGAGGUGAAAUACAAAUUGAAGUAUGAAAAGGCCAAGGGUCACUAUCUGCCUGUCAUGGACACUCCUCAAAUCCUUCAUGCCAAGUCUGUGAAACUGCUGUCAUCAGAGACCAAAUACAAAGAGGCCAGUAAGAAGGAAAGGCAGUCCGGCGAUUUCACCACCAUGUCAGAGACUCGGGACACAGCCCACAGCAAGAACGUCAACAAGCUUGUCAGCAAGACGCUGUACAAAGCCAAGUUUGAGAAGGAAAAGGGUAAGUCGGAGUACAACAACAUGACUGUUCCACCUGAUGUUCAACACGCCAUUGAUGUGGCCAAAUGCCAGAGCAGCUUGCAGUAUAAGAAGAACGCCAAGGCCAACCUGAGCUACACCACUGUGGUGGAUCGUCCCGACAUCAGGAAGGCCACCCAGGCUGCCAAACUAAUCAGUGGGAUUGGAUACCGCGAUAAAGCCCGUGAGGAGGCGAGCCGCGGUGGUUCUCUGACCUACCGCCCUGACAUUACUCUGGCCACUGAAGUGUCCAAGCUGACCAGUCAGGUGGAGGCCAGGCCCUCCCUCCAUGGAGCUGCUUCCAUUGACACGCCGCAGAUGCGCCACAUUAAGAAAAUGAGUGCCUUGACUAGUGAUAUUAAGUAUAAGGAGAAGUUUGACAAGGAGGUAAAAGGAAAGAAGCCGCAGUUUGACCUGAAGGACACCAAGAUUUACAAGAUUAUGAAGGACGCCAACGUGUUAGCAAGUGAAGUGAAAUACAAGGGCGAUCUGAAGAAGAUCCACAAACCUGUGACCGACAUGGCUGAGUCUCUGUCCAUGCAGCACAGCCUGAGCACCAGCAAGCUGGCCAGCAGCGUGAAAUAUAAGGAGAAGUAUGAGAAGGAGAAGGGAAAAGCCAUGAUGGACUUUGAGACCCCCACGUACUUGACGGCCAAGGAGGCCCAGCACAUGCAGAGCCAGAAAGACUAUAAGAAGGACUAUGAGGAGAACAUGAGGGGCAAGAACCUCUCAGGCUUGGAGGUCACCCCUGCUAUGUUACAUGUCAGACAUGCUACCAAAAUAGCCAGUGAGAAAGUGUACAGGAGGGAUCUAGAAGAGGGGGUGAAGGGUAAAGGGCUAACUGUACUGGAGGAAACUCCGGAACUUAUGAGAGCAAAGAAUGCCACUCAAAUCCUGUGUGAGAGAGAGUACAAGAAGUCACUGGAGCAGGAGAUCAAGGGCAAGGGAAUGAUGGCUUUGGCUACAGACACACCAGACUUCCAAAGGGCCAGGAACGCCACUGACAUCCUCAGUCAGACAAAGUAUAAGCAUAUCGCUGAAAUGGACCGAGCCAAUUACACCACCGUCAUCGACACCCCUGACAUCAUCCACGCUCAGCAGAUGAAGAACAUGGUCAGCCAGAAAAAAUACAGGGAGGAUGCAGAGAAGACCAUGUCUCACUAUGUUCCAGUUCUGGACACUCCUGAGAUGCAGAGAGUCCGUGAGAACCAGAAGAACUUCAGCACCCUUCAGUACCAGCUUGACCAUAAAAACAUAAAGGGAAAAGUGUCUUCUGUAGCCGACACUCCCGAAUUGCAGCGCGUUAAAGAGAAUACAAAGAAUUUCAGCUUGAUUCAAUACAAAGAGGAUUUGGGAGGCGGAACAGCUCUGCCUGAGACACCUGAGAUGGAGCGAGUUAGACGCAACCAGCGCAACAUUAGCACGAAUCAGUACAAGGAGUCUGUUGGUCAGGGCACAGCCAUACCAGAUCUGCCCGAGAUGAAGCGGGUCAAAGAAACCCAGAGGAAUAUCAGCUCGAAUCAGUACAAGGAGUCUGUUGGUCAGGGCACAGCCAUACCAGAUCUGCCCGAGAUGAAGCGGGUCAAAGAAACCCAGAGGAAUAUCAGCUCGAAUCAGUACAAGGAGUCUGUUGGUCAGGGCACAGCCAUACCAGAUCUGCCCGAGAUGAAGCGGGUCAAAGAAACCCAGAGGAAUAUCAGCUCGCUUCAGUACAAAGAAGGAGUGGGACGAGGCACGUCAGUAUCAGAGACGCCCGAGAUGGAGAGAGUUAAACGCAAUCAGCAGAACAUUAGCACGAUAAAAUACAAGGAUUCUAUGGGUCGAGCCACAGCCAUAUCGGACCUGCCUGAAGUGAAACGGGUCAAACAAACCCAGAAGAACAUCAGCUCGGUUUUGUAUAAAGACAGUUCCAUCAAGGGAACUCCUGUGGUGUUCACUCCAGAGAUGGAGCGAGUCAAACGGAACCAAGAAAACAUUAGCUCGGUGCUGUACUCCGACAGCUUCCGUAAGCAGGUUCAGGGCAAGGCAGCCUUCGUCCUGGACACGCCUGAAAUGAGACGUGUCAGGGAGACCCAGCGCAUCAUCUCUGGAGUGAGGUAUCAUGAGGACUUUGAGAAAUCCAAGGGCAGCUUCACUGCCACCACCUCUGACCUUGUGACUGACCGUGUGAAGAAAAACAUGCAGGACUUCAGUGACAUUAACUACCGUGGCAUCCAGAGACGUGUGGUGGAGAUGGAGAGGAGACGCGCAAUAGAGCACGACCACGAGACCAUUACUGAUCUGCGCGUGUGGCGCACAAACCCAGGCUCUGUCUUUGAUUAUGACCCUGCUGAAGACAACAUCCAAUCCAGGAGUCUGCAUAUGAUGUCAGUUCAAGCCCAGCGUCGCAGCAAGGAGCACUCACGCUCCACCAGCGCUCUGAGCGGAGUGGCUGAUGAGAAAUCUGAGGUGUCCCAGGAUGUGGACCACCACAUGUCCCUCUACAGCAACGGUUUCAUGACUACAUCCUUAGGCUACCAACAGGCUAAGACUGUGGAGCUGCAGCAGAGGUCAUCAUCUGUGGCCACUCAGCAGACCACUGUGUCCUCUAUCCCCUCACACCCAUCCACCACGGGAAAAACCGUACGUGCCAUGUACGACUACGCCGCUGCCGACAACGACGAGGUUUCCUUCAAGGACGGUGACGUCAUCGUCAACGUGCAGUCCAUCGAUGAGGGCUGGAUGUACGGCACUGUGCAGCGCACCGGCAAGACCGGCAUGCUGCCGGCCAACUACAUUGAAGCCGUUUAAAAAGUUCAAUUCAGAGUCUGCCCGCUGGCCGUCAGCAGAGGUGGACGUCAAGCAUCCACAUGUCAAAACCAACGGGUCACAGUGUGGUCGCAACCACAGCUUUGUGCAACGUGUAGCUCGUGUGUAGGCUCUCCUAGAUUACUAGUAUUUAAAAGUGCUUGUUUUUUUUUUGUUUUUUUCUUCUUUCGUUUGUAAACCUCGUUUAACUCAUAAGCCGCUGCUGCCCCCUGUUGACUGUGGAUGUGACAUAUUUUCAUACAUACACAUAUCCGAUUAUACAGAAUCACACGCCACGUGUGACGUUAAAUGCUCUAAGACACACUCACAUAGAUCCUGACCUAUUAUUUUGUAAAUGUCAAAAAAAGAAAAAAAAGAUUUAAUAUAUAUAUAUAAAACAUACACGAGAGAGAAGGACAGAAAGAUAGAGCUGUAGCAGCUCUGACUCUGCCGUGAAGGAUUAGAAUAUGGAAAUGUAAUGAAGGGGUGAAGCUAACAUCUACCUCCUCCGCAAUGAAAGCACUCCUGGAGUUGUUUGAGACGAACCUCAGUCUUCCCUCCUCUCCCACUGAAGGCUGGCCAAUCAUAGAAACCUGUGUGUUUUGUUUCCUCCGAUGAUUUAGGUCCUGGGUUUACCCACGUCCUCUACCUUUAAUCAGUAGCUAAUAAAGCACACUAAGCUCCUGCAAA